Messenger RNA from Spirodela intermedia, 675 nucleotides. Lineage: Eukaryota; Viridiplantae; Streptophyta; Magnoliopsida; Alismatales; Araceae. The record is from the annotation of a GenBank genome assembly.
AUGGAAAUAACCCCCUUCGCCGCUGCCGCCGCUGCCGCCGCUGCCGCCGCCGCAGAGGCCUCCCUAUCGGAGACGUCCACCAUAUCCGCGCUCGAAAUCCCCAGUCACGAUAGCAGCGCCAGCAUGAUCGUUGUGGUGGAGGAGAAGGAGGAGGAAGAGAAGCGAAGGAAGAUAUCGCCCUCCGUCGUGGAGCUCAACCUGCUCGGGAACCUCGACGGCGGCGUGGAGGGAAACAGAUGGCGGAGCUCUCCGGAGCCGCCGGGUUCGGAGGCGCGAGUCUUCUCUUGCCACUACUGCCGGAGGAAGUUCUACAGUUCUCAGGCGUUGGGCGGACACCAGAACGCCCACAAGCGGGAACGCAGUCUCGUCAAGCGCGGCGGCGCCGCCCGGCUGGGCGGCGCCGCUGUCGGCGACAACUACUACCCGCUCGGCAUGGCGUCGCUGCCGCUCCACGGGUCCUUCGCCGGUAGGCCGCUGAGCAUCCAAGUGCACUCCAUGGAAGCGGCAUGGCCGUUCUCUCUACUCGCCCAGCGUGCUCCGCUGGGCAGGUUUCUCGGAUCCGAUUUCGGAACCGGCGGCGCGGCCGGGAGAGGCUUCUGGUGGGGGAAACGCGAGGGGGACAACCUGAAAGCCACUCAAGAUCUGAAGAAGAUAGACUUGAGCCUCAAACUUUAG